UUUAAAGUUACUGAAAAAAUAACGUGAUAGAGUCUGAAUUACGGAGUUUGGGUCAGGUAAUAAAUUUACCCUAAUGUCUCAAUGCAUUUUAUUUUUUUAUUUAUUUAUUUAUUUUUUUGUUUUGUUAGUUUUUAAAACUUUUUUUAAUCAAAUAUUGACUACAAAGUCCACACUUGGCUUAAAUAGUCAGCAGUCUACUUUAAAUAGCAAUUAUAGCACGUGCUAGUGUGCUACCCGGAUUUUUUUUUUUUAAAAAAAAAAAAAAAAAAAAAAAAAAAAAUCUUUGACGGAUUUUUUUCCCUUCUUCUUCGCUGUAGAUCCGCAUUCUCUCUCCUCAUUCAACGGCUACUUGUCCUUCCCUUUAUCGGUCUCUCGGAGUUUGCUGUUUGGCUGUUUAAGGACUGAGUAGUAUCCAAUUUGAGAUCUGAAGUUUUGAAAAUUCAAGUGUUGGGCAAUACCAUUAGAGUUGACUGUGAUUCAGUGAAGCAGGACUAAGACGGAUCAUUGUUUUCAAAUUACCAUUCUCAGAAUUUUGGUAUGAUGGGUCACAAAGAAAACCAGGACUCGUUAACAAGUAACUUGGGUAAUAUUGUACGGAGAUGCUUGUUUGGUGUCCUUUCUAUGGGACCAAUCCCUGAUCAUAUUGCUUUCAUUAUGGAUGGAAACCGAAGAUAUUCUAGGAGAUUGAAAUUAGAGGAAGGAGCAGGACAUAAGUUAGGCUUUACUGCUCUAAUGUCCAUGCUUAAGUACUGUUAUGAGCUGGAAGUGAAAUAUAUAACUGUAUAUGCCUUCAGUAUCGAUAAUUUUAAAAGACGUCCUGAGGAAGUGAAGUUUUUGAUGGAGCUUAUACAGGAGAAGGUUGAAAGCUUGUUAAAAGAAGAUAGCAUUGUUAACCAAUAUGGAGUUAGAGUUCAUUUUAUCGGGGACUUGAGGCUACUAGAUGACUCCGUAAGGUUAGCUGCUGAGAAGGCUAUGGCAGCCACUGCUGGUAAUUCCAAAGCCGUGCUCUCAAUUUGCAUCGCUUACACUUCUACCAAUGAGAUUGUGAAUGCUGUUCAACAAUCUUGUGAAGAGAAAUGGGAUGAACUUAGAAUACUAGAUUCAUGUGGUGCAGCGUAUGGGUUAACUGACUAUACUGGCAAUGGGCACACGACAGAGAAACACUCAAUAGGUGUGAUGGAUAUUGAGAAGCAUAUGUAUAUGAAGGUUGCUCCUAAUCCUGAUAUUGUUGUCCGGACGUCCGGAGAAAACCGCUUGAGCAAUUUUCUUAUCUGGCAGAGUGCACACUCCAUUCUGUAUAGCCCCUCUGUGCUUUGGCCUGAGAUUGGUCUUUGGCAUUUAGUUUGGGCUGUCCUGAAUUUCCAAAGAAAUCAAGCUUGUUCGGGUAAGUAAAAAGCGCGACAUCACUGAUGAUAACAAAGAAAGAAAGACGAUUGCAGGAGCUGGAAUCUAUGAAGAUAAGUGAAGGGUGUAGUUGACAUCUUGAUAUGAUUAUAAUGAUUAGCAAAGUGAUGUAUGUGAAUUUAGUGACGAAAAUUAUAAACCUCAAUAUUGUAGUGUUGUUUACGGUGUAGUUUACAUUUUACAACCAAUUACAGCCAGUUACUCCAUAAA
Chenopodium quinoa (quinoa) is the source of this 1614-nucleotide messenger RNA. Its product is annotated as dehydrodolichyl diphosphate synthase 6-like. Gene Ontology annotation, biological process: polyprenol biosynthetic process. Bases 538 to 1392 code for a protein of 284 amino acids. The transcript has 3 exons. NCBI's taxonomy places the organism in Eukaryota, Viridiplantae, Streptophyta, Magnoliopsida, Caryophyllales, Amaranthaceae. Gene Ontology annotation, cellular component: endoplasmic reticulum. The record is from RefSeq and is a predicted model, not a curated record.